This is a messenger RNA of Hydractinia symbiolongicarpus, 1121 nucleotides long. RefSeq lists its product as uncharacterized. The transcript has a single exon. The record is from RefSeq and is a predicted model, not a curated record. Lineage: Eukaryota; Metazoa; Cnidaria; Hydrozoa; Anthoathecata; Hydractiniidae. Bases 39 to 1121 code for a protein of 360 amino acids.
UCUACUUUCCUCUCUUUCUCUUUCUCUCUUGUAGGUUUAUGAGAAUGUCCCCGGAAUCUUUCCAGUACCUGUUGAAUGUUAUCGGAUCAGAAAUCUCCAAAAAAGACACGAAAUUUCGUAAAGCUAUCUCAGCAUCAGAAAGACUUUGUCUUAUAUUACAUUAUCUUGCCUAUGGAGGAAGUCAGCAGUCAUUAAGCUUUUCAUUCCGUAUAGCAAAAUCAACUAUAAGCAGUAUUGUAAACGAAACAUGUUCAGCUAUUUGGAAUUGUCUUAAAGAACAAUAUUUGCGCCCUCCAAAAGCUUUGGAUGAAUGGAAGAAAAUUGCUCAGGACUUUAAUGACAUGUGGGAUCUACCACAUUGCAUUGGUGCCAUAGAUGGAAAACAUAUCAGAAUGAAAGCACCAAUAAAUAGCGGAUCCCUAUAUUACAAUUAUAAAGGGUUUUUUAGUAUCAUCUUGAUGGCAAUAUGUGAUGCUCGCUACGUAUUUUCAUUUGUUGAUAUCGGAGAUUAUGGUUCAAACAAUGAUAGCGGUGUUUUCCGUAGAUCAGCAAUUGGGAAAUCGUUUUUCAAAAAAGAAAAGAACCUUCCUGAACCAGAAAAUAUCGAGAAUUCCCCUACUUUUGGUCUAAUGCCUUAUUAUUUAGUUGGCGAUGAUGCUUUCCCGCUUCAACAGUGGCUUAUAAAGCCUUAUCCUGGACAGGGUAUAAGAGAGAACCAGUUAAAUUUUAACUACAGAUUGUCUAGAGCACGACGAGUAAUCGAGAAUGCAUUCGGUAUUCUUGCUGCCAGAUGGAGAGUUUUUAUGAAUCCCCUGCAAACAAAUGUCAACAAUGCAGAAACGAUAGUUAAAGUCACAAUAUGUUUGCACAAUUUCCUCCGUCGAACUAACAGUGCCGCUUAUUGUCCAUCUGGUUUUGUUGACAGUUGGGACGAUAAGGGAGAGAUCAAGGAAGGGGAAUGGAGAAGGUUGGUCGCUGAUGGGAAUAGUAGCUUAUUAAUUGAUAUCCCACCCAUUAGAGGAUCUCGGCCAUCGAAUACUGCUGUUAAUGUUAGAGAUAAUUUAAAGUCAUAUGUUAACUCUAUGGAAGGCUCACUACCUUGGCAAUGGGAGCAUGUAUGA